GAUUUCUUUUUCACAAGUCCAAUGGAAACCGCGUCACCACCCAGCAGCCAUCAACCUAAACAAAAAAAAUUCAUUCUCAUUCCAUUUCCAAACUCGGAGAUUCAAUUUUUUCAUUCGUCUCUCCCUCUUAUCCGAAAUAAUUGACAUAAAAAUAAUAAUACAUUCAAUUUUUGUUUAUAAAAAAUUAGUGAUUCAAUUAGUUUUCUCAUUUCUAAUCACCUUUUUUACAUCUCCAUUUGAGUUUGUAGCGAUUUUUAUAUAUAAUUAACCCGUAAUUUUGUUUCGGAUUUGGCUGCGUAAGAGCAAGGAUGAAAGGUCUAUUAAGAGGUUUUAGAUAUAUUUCUCAAAUUUUUGAUGAGAAAGAACCCGAAAUGGAAAUUGGAUUUCCUACGGAUGUAAAGCACGUUGCUCAUAUCGGAUGGGACGGUCCUUCUGUCUCUAAGCCAAGCUGGAUGAAUGAUUUUCAAUCUGCUCCAGAGCUAACAAGUGAGACUGCAAAUCCUAUGUCAACAGAUACUAGCCAGGGCGAAAAGCAGAAGCGUAGGUCGCGGCGACAAGCAAAUGCGCUAGGCACAUCACCAGUGAAUUCUCCGAAUCGAAAAAGCAGUGAAGGAUCGAAGCAUUCUAGGCGUCAAACAACUACUGGCAUUGAGUCAGGUUCGCCCGUAAAUUCGCCCCCGCCCAAGAACUCGAGGCGCUUACGCUCUUCAAACACCUCAAUGGAUUCUCCAACUCGGGAUUCGGGUAGUGCUAGAGGGACGAGGCGGAAUCAGACAUCAGCUGAAUCACCUGUCCGAGAACAACCAGCUAUUCCGAGACAUUCUCGUGGAAAGAAAAAUAAAGAAGCGUCGAGAUUUAAAGACAAGAACUCUAAUGCAUCAAGCAUGUUGGCCUCGUCCGAUUGUGCAUUUGAACCGUGUGAAGCUGUGCAGGUUCCGGUGCAGGGAACAAAGAAUUAUGCCAGCCAUCUUACUUCAGUUUUGGAGCUAUACGACGAAGAGGAUAGAGUUGGAAAGCUGGAUAGAGAAAGGUGUUCGAAUGCGACAUGCUAAAACAACGGAGAGAGACCGGUGAUGGUUGCAGCUAUGGACCAAUUCUUAGGCAGACUUAGUAUUUAUGAGCUCAUUCGGUAGAUAAAGCGCACCCUCUUCGCUUUAGGCUCGACACAAUCUACCUGUGCAUUAGUAAAAUUCAAAAUGUGGCAUGUCAAUAGAUACUAAGCAAUUUGCUUUUGCUUUUGUUUUUUUUUUUCUUUUGUUUUUUUGCUUUCAUAUGUAUAUCUAUAUGUAACCUUGCAGAGUGGAGAAAUUCAGCAA
Molecule: messenger RNA, 1316 nt
Organism: Mercurialis annua (annual mercury)
Lineage: Eukaryota; Viridiplantae; Streptophyta; Magnoliopsida; Malpighiales; Euphorbiaceae
Product: CRIB domain-containing protein RIC5-like
Exons: 5
Coding region: 309-1052 (247 amino acids)
Source: RefSeq, a predicted model, not a curated record